Molecule: messenger RNA, 918 nt
Organism: Talaromyces marneffei
Lineage: Eukaryota; Fungi; Ascomycota; Eurotiomycetes; Eurotiales; Trichocomaceae
Exons: 6
Coding region: 1-918 (305 amino acids)
Cellular component (GO): mitochondrion
Source: RefSeq, a predicted model, not a curated record
AUGAGAUUAAGACAAUGCAUACAUCAUUUCCGAGCGAUACACACUUCGACGCCAUUGCGGAGGUCCUCUGUCGUCCCAUUGGCUCAUGAGAUACAUCACGGUGUAAACUCCCUCAACAGUCCUUCACGUGCCAGUCAUGAUAACAACCCGAUAAUAUUUCUCCAUGGAUUCCUGGGCUCGAAACGAGAGAAUAAAGCAGUUAGCCGGUUGUUGGCCCGUGAUCUGUCGCGACAGGUCUUUGCAUUGGAUCUCCGAAAUCAUGGCGACUCAGCUCACCAUCCUGUACACAAUUAUAUGGACAUGGCCCUCGACGUCGAGGCUUUUAUCAAGACACACGGAUUCAGGAGCGUGUCGCUGAUAGGUCACUCUAUGGGAGCAAAAACUGCAUUAGCACUAUCCCUCCACGCCCCAGACCUAAUCUCAACCGUUGUCGCAAUCGACAACUGUCCCAUAACCCUGCCCAUACCAGCUGACUUUCAGAAAUGCAUCGAUGCGCUUGCAGAGGUAAACAAUGUAAGAAUCAAAACCCAUUCGGAAGGCGAGCGGAUACUUGCUCGAUACGAAGAGUCCGCGGCUGUCCGAUUAUGGCUUUUGAGUAACUUCAUCAAAGAUCCACGGCACGCGCCGUAUCUGAAGCUGCGUCUGCCAUUGGACAUUCUGGGAAACGCGCUCGAUGCUCUGGGAGAUUUUCCUUAUAGAUUGACAGAAUCAAAAGCCGUGAGAUUUUCUAAACCGACGUUAUUCCUUCGCGCGCACCAGAGCCAUUACAUCCCGGAUGAUGCUUUGCCGCUUACGCGAUCUUUCUUUCCUAAUUCGCGAGUUGUGGAUAUGGAUUGCGGGCAUUGGAUUGUUCAGGAUCGGCCUGAGGAGUUUAGACUAGUUGUGGUGGAUUUUCUGCGUGGUCGGGGUUAUAGGUGA